Molecule: messenger RNA, 1323 nt
Organism: Sinocyclocheilus grahami
Lineage: Eukaryota; Metazoa; Chordata; Actinopteri; Cypriniformes; Cyprinidae
Product: pyruvate dehydrogenase (acetyl-transferring) kinase isozyme 2, mitochondrial-like
Exons: 11
Coding region: 9-1304 (431 amino acids)
Biological process (GO): protein phosphorylation; regulation of glucose metabolic process
Cellular component (GO): mitochondrion
Molecular function (GO): pyruvate dehydrogenase (acetyl-transferring) kinase activity
Source: RefSeq, a predicted model, not a curated record
AGCAGUACAUGUAUUAUAAACACUGGUGGCUGUUGAAAAUAUAUCUGGUAAAUCUCGGUUUCGAACCUGUCAUCGAAAUGAAGUUCGUCAGGUUUAUAAUGAAGAAUGCUGCAUUAGCCAGUGCGCCUCAACACAUUGAACACUUCUCAAAAUUUUCACCUUCUCCACUUUCUAUGAAACAGUUCUUGGAUUUUGGUUCUACCAACGCAUGUGAGAAAACGUCUUUUGUUUUCCUGAGACAAGAGCUGCCCGUGCGUCUGUCAAACAUCAUGAAAGAGAUCAACUUGCUCCCUAAAAUAUUACUUACCACUCCUUCUGUACAAAUGGUUCAAAGCUGGUAUGUACAGAGUUUGAUGGAGAUCUUGGAUUUCUUGGAGAAAAGUCCAGAUGACCAAAGUGUAUUAGAAGAGUUUGUGAAUGCUCUAGUCAACAUCCGAAACAGGCACAAUGAUGUUGUACCCACUAUGGCCCAGGGUGUGAUUGAAUAUAAAGAAGUAUUUGGUCAAGAUCCAGUCACUAAUCAGAAUAUUCAGUAUUUCCUGGACCGUUUCUAUUUGAGUCGGAUAUCAAUCAGAAUGCUCAUCAACCAGCACACUCUUGUAUUUGAUGGUGCCACAAAUCCAGUUCACCCUAAUACCAUUGGCAGUAUAGACCCUUAUUGUCAGGUGGCAGAAGUUGUUAAAGACGCAUAUGAAAGUGCCAAGAUGCUGUGUGAUCAGUACUACCUCAGCUCACCUGACCUGGUGCUUCAAGAACUUAACACUAAUAACAGGAACCAGCCUAUUAACAUGGUGUACGUGCCUUCCCAUCUGUACCAUAUGCUAUUUGAACUGUUCAAGAAUGCAAUGAGGGCAACCAUUGAGAACCAUGAAGGCUGUAAUCUUCCACCCAUUCAAGUUAUGGUGGCCGUAGGAGGAGAGGACCUCACUAUCAAGAUGAGUGACCGAGGUGGUGGAGUUCCUUUCAGGAAGAUGGAGAAUCUCUUCAGUUACAUGUACUCCACCGCACCAAAACCCCAGAUGGAUGAUAAGCAAAGGGCUCCCCUGGCUGGGUUUGGUUAUGGUUUGCCCAUUUCUCGACUCUAUGCCAAGUACUUCCAGGGUGAUCUUCAGCUGUACUCUAUGGAGGGCCAUGGCACUGAUGCAGUCAUUCACCUGAAGGCUUUAUCCACGGACUCAGUCGAGAGACUCCCAGUGUUUAAUAAGACAGCUCGACGGAACUAUGAAGUCACGCAGGGGGCAGAUGACUGGUGUGUCCCCAGUCGAGAACCUCUGGAUCUGGCUGUGUUCAGACUGGCCAAGUGAAAAGGAGCAGCCUCCAGGA